AUUUGUUUGUCUGCAAAUUAUGUGAAAUCUCAUGUUGUGGGACGUGAAUCAGAGCAGGAAUGAGGAUCAAUGAAAGCACUUGUAUCAUCGGCACCAAUGUGGUCUUGGUGCCGUACAAAGAUUUUCAUGUUCCCAGAUACCAUGAAUGGAUGAAGUCAACGGAGUUGCAGGAACUAACCGCUUCAGAACCAUUAUCCCUUGAAGAGGAGUAUGAGAUGCAAAAGAGCUGGUUUCAGGAUGAGAAUAAAUGUACAUUCAUCAUGCUGGACAAGAGCAAAUGGUCAUCAAGUACCGAUGAGAUUGAAAGCAUGUGUGGGGAUGUGAAUCUGUUCUUCAAUGAUCCAGACGAGCCCUCUAUAGCUGAGAUUGAGAUAAUGGUGGCAGAAUCAUCCAGUCGUGGAAAGGGGUUCGGCAAGGAGGCACUUCUCAUCAUGAUGCACUAUGGUAUGGAUUCCUUGAAGGUAUCUAGAUAUGUUGCAAAGAUCGGAGAGAAGAACAAGGUCAGUCUUGGGCUCUUCAAAAAACUAGGAUUUCAAGAGACUUCUGUCAGCAAAGUUUUUCAAGAGGUGACCCUUGAACUUGAGGUCAAAGGUCAAUUCCAGGACUGGCUGAGGGAACAGAUGAGUCACUUACAGAUUGUGCAGUACACCCCUAAUAGAUGACAUAUGAGUAGAAUUUUUUCUUCUUCAAGAGGUGACCCUUGAACUUGAGGUCAAAGGUCAAUUCCAGGACUUGCUGAGGGAACAGAUGAUUCACUUGCAGAUUGUGGAGUACGCCUCAAAUCGAUGACAAUGGAAGAUUUUUUUUUUUUCAAGAGGUGACCCUUGAACUUGAGGUCAAAGGUCAAUUACAGGACUGGCUGAUUGGAGUACACCCGAAAUAGAUGACAUAAGAGUCAUAGUUCAAAAAUAAUUUUUUAAAUUGUGACCUUGAAGCUCGUAGAGAAGAUCCAGGCAUAUAACUUUGUCAUUGGAUGGACAGUACAUUAGUAGGUGUAUGCCCUGGAUUGAUGAUGUUAAGUUCUAGAACUUGAUAAGAACUCAAAUGAUAUCAGAUUAUGCUUUAAUAUUGUUAACUGGAUUCAUGUAGCGCUAUGUAAUACUGUCUCUUAGAACUUUACAGAUAUUAUUACCCCUGUCAUCGGACAUCGGGCAUCUCUCCACUUCCUGGGGAAUAUUCCUACUAACUUCUUUUUUGUUGCAUUAACAGUAAUAGUAUUGAAAAAA
Strongylocentrotus purpuratus (purple sea urchin) is the source of this 1226-nucleotide messenger RNA. RefSeq names its product N-acetyltransferase 9-like protein. Gene Ontology annotation, biological process: protein acetylation. Gene Ontology annotation, molecular function: N-acetyltransferase activity. Lineage: Eukaryota; Metazoa; Echinodermata; Echinoidea; Camarodonta; Strongylocentrotidae. The record is from RefSeq and is a predicted model, not a curated record. The transcript has 8 exons. The coding region runs from base 60 to 662 and encodes 200 amino acids.